Molecule: messenger RNA, 675 nt
Organism: Suillus discolor
Lineage: Eukaryota; Fungi; Basidiomycota; Agaricomycetes; Boletales; Suillaceae
Product: P-loop containing nucleoside triphosphate hydrolase protein
Exons: 3
Molecular function (GO): GTP binding
Source: RefSeq, a predicted model, not a curated record
ACACCCUCAAGGAGACGGCAACUCCCCUUCCGUCUCCCCUUCUCCAUCGUCAUACUCAACCCGCUCAGUGUCGCAACCAGCUGAUGCACAUGAAGGCACAUCUUCACGAACUGGCAACACGUCCACCGUGGCGCAGCUAUUGUCAACCACCUCGAUGUCAGAUAGCAACGACUCACCUGUCCUCGCCGAUCCGCCAAUCAGAAAGUGUACUGUCGUCAUUGCCGGGGCCGUUGGUUCUGGGAAAAGCUCCCUUGUCAAUCUCUUAUCUAGGAAAAGUGUCGCGGGCACAUCGAUCGACGCCGGGCGCUGCACGGGAGAGUUGAAGGAUUACACGAUUUCUUUUCGCGACACCGCCUAUAAAGUGUUUGAUACUGUUGGGUUUACAUGCAGUAACGGUCCUUCCUCUGUGCCCAAGGAACGGCCAAAGAAGUAUGAAAAACGGCAGAUCGGAGAAAUAUCCGGCCAGGGCAGUAUUGACUUGAUACUGCUCUGCGUGCCAAGCAGAAACUUUCGUGUGCAAGCGGUGCUCGACAUUCACAACAAGAUCCAGGGCGAAUUGAAUGGAAGAAAAGUGCCCAUCGUACUCGUCGUCACUCACUUCGAGGAGCAGCAGCCCAGUGCUACUACUCAUACUAUCGACAGAUGGUGGUCCGAAAAUUCGUCGACGUUUCAGGC